AUGUACACCAGCGAAGUCAACUUGGCCUGCGCGUUGCUGCAGGAUGCCUUCGGCCCUUACGUGUCGUCGGUGGGUCGGCAGCUGCUGCUGUGUCGCAGUCUGACCUUCUUAGAGUUGCGCGACUUGCUGCCCAGCAGCAGCGGCAGCAGCGGCAGCAGCAGCAGCUCAGCAGCAGCAGCAGCAUCUAAGGCCAAGACAGCAGCAGCAGCGCAUCUGCAGCAAGGCCGAGACGAAGACUAUUGCAUGCUCAGAAACGCGCUGCUGAUCCUGCUGCAGCACAACUUGCUGCACUGCACUCCCCUGACCCCAGCUGGUGGAGCCCUGGGGCCAAUCACAGCAACAGCAGCAGCAGCAGCUGUGCACGCUGACGCAGCAGCAGCAGCGGCAGCAGCCCAAGCGCAGCAGCAAGGGGCGUCUUUCCCUGGGUCCGCCGGCAACAGCAGCAGCGGCACCAGUACAAGCACCAACAGCAAGGCCAACUGCGGCAACGUGGCUGCUGCUGCUGCUGCUCCUGCUGCUCCUGCUGCUGCUCCUCUGCAGCCCCACGGCGGUGUCCGCUACAGCCUGAAAGUGCAUGCAGCCCUGGCGCUGCUGCGCUUUCCCGCGUUUGCUGCUAUCACAGAAGAGACCUUCGGCAGCAACGCGCGGCUGCUGCUGCUGCAGGUGCUCAAGGCAGGGCGUGUCUGCAUGCAGGAUGCAGUUGCCCUGGCCUUAGCUGACCCGUGUGAGGAACUUUGGCUGCUGCUGCUGCUGUUGCUGUUGCUGCCGUUGCUGCUGUUGCUAGAUUAG
Messenger RNA from Eimeria tenella, 789 nucleotides. RefSeq lists its product as uncharacterized. Gene Ontology annotation, cellular component: RNA polymerase III complex. Gene Ontology annotation, molecular function: single-stranded DNA binding. The coding region runs from base 1 to 789 and encodes 262 amino acids. NCBI's taxonomy places the organism in Eukaryota, Apicomplexa, Conoidasida, Eucoccidiorida, Eimeriidae. The record is from RefSeq and is a predicted model, not a curated record. The transcript is spliced from 2 exons.